Penicillium soppii is the source of this 1590-nucleotide messenger RNA. Its product is annotated as MFS transporter. The transcript is spliced from 4 exons. NCBI's taxonomy places the organism in Eukaryota, Fungi, Ascomycota, Eurotiomycetes, Eurotiales, Aspergillaceae. Gene Ontology annotation, molecular function: transmembrane transporter activity. Bases 1 to 1590 code for a protein of 529 amino acids. Gene Ontology annotation, biological process: transmembrane transport. The record is from RefSeq and is a predicted model, not a curated record.
AUGGAGGCUUAUCUUCAGUACCAAAGAGUUCGACAAGCAGUCCAACAGCAAGUGUCCGAGCUAAAAAGAGCUUGUAGCUGUUCAAACUACACCAUUGGAUCUCCUCAUGAUACGGAGUGUGAACUGAAGUCCCACCACGACGGCACCACGGAGAAGCAACCCUUCCCAGUUACAGAUGAUUUGAUUCUGGUCGGCUGGGAAGGACAAAAUGAUCCUUUAAACCCUGUAAAUCAGACUACCGUACGAAAGCUUUUCAUGACUGUCAUCGUCUCUUUGAUUGCACUGUCUGUCACUGCAGCAUCUGCGAUCGAUGCUUGUGGUGUCAGGGAAUACAGUGAGUAUUUCCGAGUAUCUAAUGUUGUGGGAUCUCUUGCAACGGGUCUUUUUCUUAUCGGAUUUGCGUUUGGCUCUCUGCUCUCCGGGCCGUUCUCGGAGACCUUUGGACGCAAUGCGAUAUAUCUUUCAACCAUGCUCACAUUUUUGGUUUUCGUUAUGGCAUCGGGACUCGCACCAAACCUCCAAGGUCACCUCAUUUUUCGCUUUCUUGCUGGAUUCUUUGCUUCUACCCCGCUAAGCUGCGCCGGUGGCACGGUCGCUGACCUAUGGAAUCCGGUACAGAAGACCUACGCGUUUCCAAUCUACGCUAUACCGGCAUUCUCGGGACCGAUGAUCGGUCAGAUGAUUGGAAGCUAUAUUCCGGUACGAUUAGGCUGGCGCUGGCUUGAAUGGACAAUGCUUAUAAUGGGAGGCAUUGUUCUGGUUCUUGUUCUUCUCUUUCAAUCAGAGACCUACGGCGAUCUGAUCCUCUAUUGGAAGGCCUCAAUACUUCGAAAAGAGACGGGAGAUGAGAGAUAUAGAGCGCCCCUGGAGAUGAAAGGGGAGAGUCUGGGCCAGCGUCUGAAGCUCUCAGUUUCCCGGCCUUUCGCCAUGUUCUACUCUGAGCUGAUUAUUAUCUUGAUCUCGCUCUACUUAACGAUUAUCUAUAUCGUUCUGUUCACAUUCCUAGAGGGCUAUACGUAUGUCUUCGGCCAAACAUACGGUAUCUCGGAGGGCCUAACUAGCCUGUGCUGGACUGGUAUGCUGGUUGGUACCUUGCUUGUGGGCUGCGUGGUGCCAGUAGUUUACAAUUGGACAGCGAAGGCUUCUAUUCGAGAUGAAACCCCUGCCGUUGAUCCCGAGAUGAGGCUCUGGUAUGCAAUGCUUGGCGGUGCACCAGCAGUACCAGUCAGUCUGUUUUGGAUGGGAUGGACUAGCAACCCAGAGAUCUCGAUAUGGUCUCCUCUGAUCGCCUCCAUCUUCUUUGGCUUCGGCAUUACAACCAUCUUCAUCGUUUCUUAUAUGUAUCUUAUCGAUUCCUACGGUACAUACUCGGCUUCUGCACUAGGGUUUCUUGUGUUCACGCGGUAUUUGGUCGCGGGAGGGGUGACCAUUGCUGGCGGUCCGAUCUAUCAGUCUAUCGGAGUACAGUAUACACUGACGAUACUCGGGUCUAUCAGUGCGAUAAUGACCUGUGUGCCCUAUAUGCUCUAUACUUACGGACCGAGAGUCCGCAAACAUAGCAAGUAUGCAGUUAAUGUUGACAGGAAGUGA